GAGAAAAACAUGCUCACUUUAAACCUGUCUCAGCAGGAGUCAGAGGACACAGAGUGGAUAUGACCUUACUUAUGGCACUCACGUCUGCAAAGCUUGUGAAGCACCAAUCAAACGCCUCCUGGGGGGUGUUGGGGAGAAAUGAAGCACAUCAUCCCUUCCCGUCCUCAGCUCGGAUAAGUGCGUGACUGCGCAGCGCGAGAGACAGUCAAGAGACUGUCAGGAUCAAGAGACAGUCGUGAUUGCGCGAACUCUGUGGAUAAUUCCAAAUCCCGUCUUGCAUGAACCGUGCACCUGCUCUGGGACAUCCAAACCAUAACCUGCUGAAUAAAACAUGGAACACAAUUUUAUCCCCCGCUCCUUGUGGACUAAUGACAACAAAUUUCUCCAUCACCACGUCGCGGAUUUUUUCACCAGUGUACAAGUUACGCAGGAUAUACCAGAUGGGACAUCUUUCGGACCUUGUGUUCUUCAUAAUACCUUUUAUGAUACUAUAGCCUUCAUUGCAUUGAAAUCAUUUGACAAGCGGAAUAAAUCACAUGUAUUUCGGGUAGACCCUGAGGCGAUGAAAAGCUCCCCAUUAGUUCUUCCUUGGCUACGAUUAGUGCAGGCUGCAAUGAGUGCAGAAGACCAGAAUACUGAGGCCUACUUGAAGGGUGGACAGCUGCAUUUCCGGACUAUUCGAGAUGUGAAAGAAGGCGAGGAACUACUUGUUUGGUACGACGAUGAGUUGUCUCAUCUUUUGGGAUUCGGAGAAAUAAAAUCAAAGACCUUGACAAAUGGCUUCACGUGUACGAGAUGCGGUCAGGCCUUCAAGAACGAAAAUCCAUUCCUUGCCCAUUGCCGUUUUUUAUGUGCACAGGAAAAAGUCGAUAUCAUCCGGCCUAACCAAGAACAGAAACAAGCUGAAGUCAAGCGACAGCGCAAAGUCAUAGAUUUUCACAACAUUGCACGAGAUCUGGAGCACAAAAUAAGCGAUUGUUCUGAAGACACGACUAUGCCUCGAAAAAGGAAACACGAGGCUUCAUUAAGCCCCCGGAGCAAAAAAACUGUUUUGCUGGAGAAAACCAACAUCACUAAUCACAUAAAUAUCGCCAACAAAGGGUAUCAACUUUUCCAGGAUAUGUCAGAAUCUGCCAUUAAGCUCUCUUCAGACAAUGGCUCAAGAAAUGAGCCGAAGAUGAGUAAAAACAGCGCGUUUACCGAGGUUAGAAAAACACAAGAACAGUCAAACACCGAACGGCCAUCAUGUGAUAAAAUGACCCAAAAUCGAACUAACACAGAGUCCGACGCCGGCCUACAGUCCGACUGCAGCGCGUUCUCGUACGUGUUCCCCAAGUACGCGCACUCGAAACAGAAGAGCGCGUUCUGCGAACCCAACAAACGCACCAUUACCGAAAUUCAGAAUCAUUCUCCUCUUGAACUAUGCGGUCCUCCAGAUUUGGAUAAUAUCUCAGACACUUUCAAAUCAAAGCCUGUACUAGGAUACAGAAAUAUAUUGGCCUCGCAUCUAUUUCACGGUGACUUGCCGGGUACCCAUGCUGGUGGAAUGAUGCCCACUCCACUGGCUACAGGAGGCUCCUUCUAUUACGCGCCUGAGCACUGGACCAGAGCUAUAGGUGGUCAGCUGCAAUCUACUUCUUUCGCAGUCCUCCCCCCUACUUUAACUCCACUGGGUGUUUCAGUUCAGAACUGGUGCGCCAAAUGCAACCUUUCCUUUCGAAUGACCUCCGACUUGGUGUUUCACAUGCGGUCACAUCACAAAAAAGAAUUCGCCGCAGAGGCUCAAGUAAGGCGGAGGAGAGAGGAGAAACUCACCUGUCCCAUCUGCCAUGAGUACUUCCGGGAGCGUCACCACCUCUCACGUCACAUGACCUCUCAUAAUUAGGACGGAUAACUCCAUCGCACUUUACUUGAGACAGCUGUUCACGCGAUGCCACGAGGUUGUUUGUUCGUUACAAAAAGCAUUUUAAGAGUCUUAGAAGAGGUUGUUUCAAAGAGCUAUAGGCAUACAUUCCAGACCGGGUCAUGUUUAAGGCUUUUUAAAUUUGUUAAAGUGUCAUUGUCUACUUUCCCACCAGUCAUUGUCAUUUAAUCCAUCAUGUUGCUAACAUGUAUCUUUGAAAUGUGGGCAUUGUUAGCGCGCAUCGGAGUAAGCCUAAACCGCCACUAGGUGGCUAUAGAGAUUCAUUAUUUUCUCUCCUUUUAGUUGUGACUAAUACUAGGUUAAUUGCAUGGUUGUUUUAAACUUAACGGUGCCUUAUACAUGUCAGGAUGAGUGUAAAUGCAUAGAGAAAUGUUAAUAUUAUAUAUAUAAAAAAAAGACUCAUUAGUGUUGCCAACAUCUGACUAAACCAUUACUUAUUGCUUUGUAGCUACAGAUAUAUUAUUAUAUUUGAAAUAUCCAUCAGUACUUUUCCUUUCAGAAUGCCAAAUCUUUGUUGCAAUUUUCUUUUCAGAUGUCUACUUUUUAACACUUAACUCAGCACAACGACCAGGAGGAUGUAUUUAUUUAAUUAAAAAAUGACAUACAGUCGUUGUAUUUCAUUAAAG
Messenger RNA from Xyrauchen texanus (razorback sucker), 2550 nucleotides. RefSeq names its product PR domain zinc finger protein 8-like. The coding region runs from base 332 to 1885 and encodes 517 amino acids. The transcript is spliced from 5 exons. The record is from RefSeq and is a predicted model, not a curated record. Gene Ontology annotation, biological process: regulation of DNA-templated transcription. NCBI's taxonomy places the organism in Eukaryota, Metazoa, Chordata, Actinopteri, Cypriniformes, Catostomidae. Gene Ontology annotation, molecular function: protein binding. Gene Ontology annotation, cellular component: nucleus.